Molecule: messenger RNA, 1344 nt
Organism: Brassica napus (rape)
Lineage: Eukaryota; Viridiplantae; Streptophyta; Magnoliopsida; Brassicales; Brassicaceae
Exons: 4
Coding region: 1-1344 (447 amino acids)
Source: RefSeq, a predicted model, not a curated record
AUGGGAAGAUUAGUUCGCCUCGUAAUAGGGUUGUGGACUAAAUCAGUGGCCGGCGUGUGGACCUUCGAUGAGACCCCUAAUUCUCAAGGCGAAGCGGUGAUAAUCCACAAAAUCGAAACAAUCGACUGUCUAGUGGAGAUGAUCCGUAUAACCCUCAACCUUGGCAUACUAACUCCCGUUGCUCUAACCUACCAACUCCCGGAAUGGAUGCUCCUUCCAGAAGGACCAACAACAGCUCCAAUCACUUUAAUUACCGACAAAGACGUCGAACUGAUGUCCAGUGUGAUCGAUUACAUGGCAGAUCCAUUGAUUUAUGUGACAAGUGGUCCUGAACUUGUCGCAAAAUACCAGUUCUUCUGUAGAACCCCCUUCUCUAUUGAUGACAAAACUUACCUUCAAGAGGGAAUAACAGAAGAAGAACAUUGUCAAGCUAUAAUUGACUUGGUUGGUGGACACCCCAUCGCAUGUAGCAAACAUAUGUUGGAGAUCAUGUUUAACGAACCCCCAUUGCUACUGGUCUUCCGUGUUGCUCUGGAGAUAGAGAUGGUAUAUGGUCUAGAGAACGAGAACGAUGACACUGAUGAAGGGCGUCAAGAUAACCAUUUAACCGGUGAUGACAUUAUGUCAUUGGAGGGUGCUGUUUCCUUGUCUCCAGAUCAACUAAACAACUUUAAUGACAAUUCUCAUGUGCUGUACGGUGAACCGGUCACUGUUGAGGAGCUUCAGAACACCCUCCCAAAUUUCGAAUCAGCGGUUAUGGUUCAUCAAGCCGCAACAUUGGGAGUUGAACCUAUGAACUUGUGGGAGGACGCCGAAGACGAGGAAGCUUACUGGGAUGACAUGAUAGAGGACGGUAGAUCAUAUGAGGUUUACGUUGCAGCAUCUCCAGACCCUACCGAGGAAGUCAUAGGACUUCCCCUCUCUCAAAAUCGGAGGGUGUGUGCUCCACAAUGUCCGACUAUCAUUUUUAUCGACGAUGAUAGCGAAAGCUCCUACACUGGCUCCUAUGAUAGUUUCAACAAUAUGGAAAACCGAACUGCGGUACCUCCCCCAGUUGCUCAAGUUCCGGAUUCUAUACUCCCUCCCAACAAUGCGGAAAAUGGGAUAACAGUUGUUGUUAGUGAAUGCUCGGCAGAGGUUGUUGUACCUAACAAUGUCAACAAUGUAGAACUGCAUAGCGGUCGGACUCCAAGUACAAAUGCAGCAUUUCCUGAAAUUUCACUUGAUCUCACCCUUAGGAUCGGACUUGGGAACAACAGGGCUGAACCGGAACCUAGCAUCGAAAAUCAAGACUCCUCUUCCGAAGCCGAUGAUGGUAGCGGUGGGUUUGGUCCCCUAUUUUAA